Molecule: messenger RNA, 1562 nt
Organism: Rhipicephalus microplus (southern cattle tick)
Lineage: Eukaryota; Metazoa; Arthropoda; Arachnida; Ixodida; Ixodidae
Source: RefSeq, a predicted model, not a curated record
AGAGGAUUUAUUUCAUUUGUGAUGUGCCGCACAUAAUCAAGUGCAUCAGAAAUCAUCUGAAGAAACAUACCUAUGGAUUGGUAAGAAAAAAAGUGCAAAUGUUCAGAGUUAGAUUUUAAUCGUUCUUUUUCUUACUUCCAGGCACGUGACCAUAAGAUCAACUUUGGUCACUAUGUUACACUGUUCGACACAGAAAAGGACAAACACCUACGAGUCGUACCAAAACUGACGCGAGCCCAUGUUGCACCUGAUAACCUUCAGAAGAUGAGUGUCAGGCUUGCCACCCAGCUGUUCAGCCGUAGCACAGCAGCUGGCAUCAAGCUGUACAGAGAAGCCAAGGUGCCAGGCAUGGAAGACUCCGAAGGCACAGAAACAUUCACCAGGAUGGUGAAUGAUCUUUUUGAUGCCUUAAACAUCAAGCUACCAUCGAGAGGAGUGAGGCGCCACUCGAAAGAAAUACAGAUCCUGAAAGACUUCCUGGAAAUGCUCAACACGACGGAGCGAAAUGCAGUCAAAGAGAACCUGAAGCUUUUUGCGUCACAGCAAACAACAGAGUCUUUACGAGUGACUUUGCUGUCCACCAUAGACGUCAUUGCAUUUUUGCUGGCUCAAGGUGCUAACUAUGUCCUUACAGCAAAGUUAAACCAGGACCCUUUGGAGCGACACUUCGGACUGGCACGGUCAUUUGGAGGUGACGAAUCUCAUCCAACGGUUGUCAACUUCAGUCAGAUAUUCCGCCUCCUCAGCCUCUACACACCGGUAAAGACAGCUUUGCGUGGCAGUGUGCAAGGCACACCCUGUUCUGUGCUCGUUAGUGUGACUGACACACUUAAGAUAACGAAGGACGCCCACCAAGAAGAGAAAGUCCGCCUGCAUGACAUAGUGGAAGCCAAAAUGAUGGAAAUUACAACUGCUUCUGCUGACACAUCUGAGCAAGGGCCAAGCGACCACGCCUAUUUCAAGGGUGAGGUGGAGGACAGUGUUGUGUACUACCUGUGUGGCUAUGUCAUACACAAGUUCACCAAGCAUGCAACAUGCCAUCUCUGCAUAGAAGACAUCAGCUGCGCCACACCUGUGCUUGCUUCUGACAGCUACCUAACCGACUACAGGAGCUUCAAGCAAGGCAGCUUAAAGCAUCCAACACAGAAGAUGUUGACGUUUUUUAAAAUAGUCAGCAAAGUAGUUUCAGCUUGUCUGGACAAGGAGGAUCUCUGCGGGGACAUAUUUUGGAAAGUGUUGGAAGAGUUGGAGAAGCACCACCUUUCUCGACUCGGUUGUGACCAGCACAAUUCAGCAUUCACGUGCCAACUGCUGAACUUUUUAUCAUCACCCGCAUGCAUUUCUUCUCGCGGGAUGUGAACCGCCGCCUCGGAAGCAGCCAAAAAGUGGCAAUAGCGAACAAAAAGGCCCGCCUGCUGUGAGCAAUCACGCAGCAGCCGAAUAAGGUUCUUUGAAUGUGUGUACGUUUGUGUUUUAAGUGUGUGCUGGCCCGUUACUUUGGCUCUUUGGAUAUGUGAAGCACUCCUGCUUGUGCGUAAAAUAAAUGUUUGUCAGGGCGUGCA